Cryphonectria parasitica EP155 is the source of this 1217-nucleotide messenger RNA. RefSeq names its product mitochondrial carrier. Gene Ontology annotation, molecular function: glycine transmembrane transporter activity. The transcript is spliced from 2 exons. NCBI's taxonomy places the organism in Eukaryota, Fungi, Ascomycota, Sordariomycetes, Diaporthales, Cryphonectriaceae. Bases 186 to 1217 code for a protein of 343 amino acids. The record is from RefSeq and is a predicted model, not a curated record. Gene Ontology annotation, cellular component: mitochondrion; mitochondrial inner membrane. Gene Ontology annotation, biological process: glycine import into mitochondrion.
ACAACAUCCUCUUUUUUCGCGCCAACACCACGGCACAAUGGCUCGAUGCACGAUCUGAAUCAACUCAUCCAACCGUCGAUAGGUGCACCGUGACCUUAAACAGAAAUGCUGAAUUAUGAAACCUUAGCAUUUCCGGACACUCGAAAUUCGAAUCGUACUGCGGCUCGCCCGAAUUACACUUCGCGAUGAGCAGCGAUGGCUCUCCCAAGGCCAAGUCCAAAUCGACCUACCAUUUCGUAGCCGGCCUUGGGUCUGGCAUGCUCUCCGCCGUCCUUCUCCAACCAAUCGAUCUUCUCAAGACCCGUGUGCAACAAUCUGGCCACCACUCCCUGACCGCUGCCCUUCGCGAGAUCCGAAAUUCUCCUCGCAUACUACCUGCGCUAUGGCGAGGCGCGACACCAUCCGCUCUGCGCACCGGCUUCGGAAGCGCAAUAUAUUUCACAUCCUUGAAUGCGAUCCGAACCAACGUCUCACGCAUUCCCUUCCUUGCAGCAGACACCGGAACCGGCGACAGCGCACUCAGUACCAUUAGAGACCGUGUGAAAGCCGGCGCAGGACAUUCCCACUCGUCUUCGCUUGUCAAGCUCUCCAACACGGGGAACUUGCUGGCGGGUGCAGUGGCGCGCACGUUUGCUGGCAUGAUCUUGAUGCCGCUGACGGUGAUCAAGGUGCGAUAUGAGUCGAAUCUGUACUCUUAUGGCUCAAUCUCGGCAGCAGGACGGGAUAUACUAGCAAAGGAAGGGGCAAAAGGUUUCUUCUCUGGCUUUGGCGCGACGGCCAUGCGGGAUGCGCCCUAUGCAGGACUGUAUGUGCUGUUCUACGAGCAGAGCAAGAAGAGGCUGAGCGCAUGGCACGGAGCCAAUGACAAUUCCCACUCUGCCGAGUCAAGGGGACAUGGCAGGAUGGGUGUCUCGACUGCUGCGACGAUCAACUUUUCCUCAGGGGUCAUUGCCGGCGGCGCGUGUUCUGCGAUAUCGAACCCCUUCGACGCGGUCAAGACGAGGAUACAGCUGCAGCCCGGCGUGUAUCGAAACAUGUUCCAUGCAGCGCACAUGAUGGCAACCCAGGAGGGGAUGCGCUCGUUCUUGGAUGGUCUGGCUUUGCGUAUGGGCCGUAAGGCUCUGAGUUCAGCACUGGCAUGGACAGUGUAUGAGGAGUUGGUCAGGAGGGCUGAAGUCACACUGAACCCCACAAAGAGAAGGGAGAAUGUCUUGUAA